AUGUCAUGGUUUAUGAACUGGUGGAGGCUUAACAUAUUGAACCUCAUUCACUUGAGGUUUACCAUGUGGUGGCUUGUGAACUGGAAGAGGCUUCACAUAUUGACCUUCGUUCAGAGGAGGCUUACUAUAUGGUCUAAAUCCAAUGGUCCUUUUCUGUCAAAGGUUCAAAGGUUGGUGUGGAAUUUCAAUAGUUCUGUUGUGUUGUGUAGGGGAUUUUGUCUUGUUAGAUUGCAAAGUUUGAAAAUAGAUGUGUCGCGAGGGCCAAAGUUCUACACUGCACAUAGCAAAGUGGGGGGAGCACCAAUCCUCUGCAUUGCGAUCACCUACGCCACCAAAACGCAUCUCCAGUCACCUACUGCCACCGUUGAAAGAUUGAGGAAGAAGCACAUUGAGAUGGAAAGAGAGUUGCAGAGAGGGUACGUGAAGAAGGGGCCAUGGAGUAGUGAGGAAGAUGAAGUGCUGCUGAGACACGUGAGCAAGUGUGGUCCAAGGGAGUGGAGCUCCAUUCGAUCCAAAGGCUUGUUGCCACGAACAGGAAAAUCCUGUCGCCUUAGAUGGGUUAACAAACUUAGACCAAACUUGAAGACUGGAUCCAAGUUUACAGCAGAAGAAGAGAGAUUGGUGAUAGAAUUACAGGAAGAGUUUGGGAACAAAUGGGCCAAAAUUGCAACGUAUUUGCCAGGGAGAACGGACAAUGAUGUGAAAAACUUCUGGAGCAGUAGGAGAAAGAGGUUGGAGAGGAUGUUGCAGAAGCCACCAACGUUAAAGCCGCACAGAAACGAGGAAAAACCUCCUCUUACUCAAGUGCCAGUGGAUAAGGUUCCUCCAUGCAGUUCCAAUCAGGUGGAGGCAAACCUUUCUUACCCUACUUCCUACAUGGGAAACACCGAGGUGUUCGAGAUGAUCAACCUACCAGAUUUGAUAAAGCCAAACUAUCAAGAGAUAGAAAAUGAUUACUUGAGUGCAGUCGAGGUUGAGGCCACCCCACUUCACGCAGUGCCAUCGUUUGAGUCUUCGUCAGGGUACCACUUCCCUCUACUCCCUGAGCCACUAAUCGACUUUCCACUAUUCCCACAGUGCCAGGACCUUGUUGCAGAGUCCUUUGAUCCAAAUUUUAUUGUUGAGUUCGAGGAGAAGAAAUGUUCAGAGCUUGGGACCGGGUUGCCAACUCUUGGAUUCGAGGGAAAUUCUCAAAUUACAAGUUCAAAUGGAUUAUUUAAGGACUUCUCAAAUGAGAUUUUUGAAUAUUUUGAGCAUGUUCCAACCUCAACACAACAAUAA
Messenger RNA from Sphenostylis stenocarpa, 1281 nucleotides. Lineage: Eukaryota; Viridiplantae; Streptophyta; Magnoliopsida; Fabales; Fabaceae. The record is from the annotation of a GenBank genome assembly.